This is a messenger RNA of Aspergillus puulaauensis, 495 nucleotides long. RefSeq lists its product as uncharacterized. Gene Ontology annotation, molecular function: peptidase activity. Gene Ontology annotation, cellular component: membrane; signal peptidase complex. The transcript has 2 exons. The record is from RefSeq and is a predicted model, not a curated record. NCBI's taxonomy places the organism in Eukaryota, Fungi, Ascomycota, Eurotiomycetes, Eurotiales, Aspergillaceae. Bases 1 to 495 code for a protein of 164 amino acids.
AUGCAAUCUACUCUGAACGCGAUCCUCGGCGCAGCCCAGCUCGUUGCCAGCUGCUUCAUGGCCUGGAAGGCCAUUUCCCUUUGUACCGGGACGCCAUACCCAAUGAUGGUGGUCACCACAGGGUCGAUGCUUCCCGCAUUCGCCCCCGGCGACGUCUUGUUUGUCUCCAACCACUAUCGGGAUGCUGCAAUAGGCGAUUUGCCUGUUUGUUGGUUACCGGGGAGCGCGAUUCCAAUGGUUCAUAGGGUGCACCGGGUGACAUAUGUGCAUAACCAAAACAACCUCAGCCAGCAGCUGAUACUGACCAAGGGGGACAAUAAUCCCAUCGACGAUACGGUCAUGUAUCCCGGCAGCCAGGGCUUCUUGGACCGCGGCCAGGUCCUCGGGUUUGUCAGAGGGUAUGUACCCUUCAUUGGAUGGGUUGUUAUUGCCGUGCAAGAAUUAAGUCGCCUUCCAGAGCUUGCUACCAUGUUAUUUCGGGGUAUUGGCUCCUGA